AUGGCCGACAGCAGUGGCUCUUCGUCUUUUUCUUCAGCGACGCCAGGUCCGCAGUCAUCCAUCGAUGAAUUAGUCUUUGGAUUAUUGGAAAACCCUCAUUUUCAAGACGUGCUCGAAAGAACGACUAGAAGAACGCAUCGAAGCCCUUCCCUACAAGCAAACCAACCGGCAACCGGGAGCACGACAUCACGGCCUGUGUUUCAGACGCCUGUGGUAGAAUUUCGGUCUCUUUUUAGGGCCGGAACCUCAUCAUCACAGGGCCAGAAUACUUCAAUGCCUAGAUUUAGGCGUUUCUAUCAACGACCAAGAGGACGAGCCUAUGCGAGCCGGACACGAUCUCACACCGCAACGUCUGCAACAUCGACAAAUGCGAGUACAAGAGUUGACAAGCAGACACCGUUCUGCAGGGAGGUGGUACUGCUUAACAGCCCACAUGAUCAAACCGUACUUAGGGGAAGUCGCAAAGCAAGUUUACACCGGACUGGAAAUGUCCUGAGUGCCUUCCAAUUCAGCAGAGGCUGGUCGGCUGAAGAAGUUUACAGUAAUCUUGAGGGCGCCUUUCCUCAACUGGUCAACAUUCAAGAGGAGCCCGAGGAAGUCAUUGAAUCAUAUACAGUAUUUUACUUCUAACAAGUAAUCGAGUUUUCUUUUAGCUGGGUGUCAAAAUCUUGAUCAUCAUAGAAUAAUUUUGUCGACUGUCAUCUUUAAUAUAAAUUAUUGAUGUAUUAUUUUUAUAUAAACUGAACUCUCAUUUUUCAUAAUUAGGAGAAAAGUGCAUUUCCGCAUCUAGUGGAGUUUGAACAUUGCACACAGUAGCUUCCGUAACAUGGUAGUUGUAAAUAUUUCCAACUUUGGUUAAGGAGGUAUAUAUGUUAUUUGCAGGCUGGGAGGUCUGUAUGGGGGAGGCUUAAGGGGGGUACGAACACUGCAAAACCGCACAGAAUAACAUGGAAAACCGCAAACUGCAUUGAAAUUACCCAAAAAUUUCUAAAUACCACAAACCGCUUGGUUUAGCAACUUAAAAUAAAAACUUCCACAAAACCACACCAAAAAUUGAGCAAAACCGCAUCACUGCAAACCCUUAUGCCCCCCAUGUAUAGGGAAAAACCUGCACCCGAAAUCUUGAAAAUGCUAAAAAUGGCAGGCUGACAGCAGCUUUUCCAAGACCUCAGUCACAGUUUUUUGCUGUACCGACCAACCCAUUAAUUUUUUUUUAUUAAUUUUUUCACCUCUCUCUCUCUCUCUCUCUCUCUCUCUCUGAAAUCACUUUGUAAUAAUUGUUGACUUGCUUAGCGCUUGAUAGCGAAUGCAGUAAGCACCUUUCAAAGUGAAUGUUUCAAAGAGAAAUAUUUUUAUUUGACUGUGUUUUCCAAUCUGUUUUGAAACUAACUUUUGUACAUAAACGGAUCAAUGUAAAAAGAUGGAAAUUCAAGGUCAAGGACAAAAACUCUCAGAGUGUUCCCGUGCCCUUGGAAAAGAUAAAAUCUGGACCGUGCAAAGAAGCAAUGAGAUUGCAAGAUUCGAUAUCGUGUCCUCUUAAAAAUAUAAACAAGAAUAUUCUUUUGCAGUAUUUUUAUUUAUUCAAGGAAUACUUAAUAAUGCUCACAACAAGUAUUAUUGUUAUUAUUAUUAUUAUUAUUAUUAUUAUUAUUACAAAUGGGUUGGUUAUAUUUGAAUGCAAUAUAAAUUCAGAUUUUGCAUCAUCAACUGCAAUACCUGGAGAUGGCUGAUAAUUUACAUGUACUUGUCAUGUCUUUAUGUUUAGGUUCACGGUGAUGUUGGGAGUCGGUAG
Porites lobata is the source of this 1792-nucleotide messenger RNA. Lineage: Eukaryota; Metazoa; Cnidaria; Anthozoa; Scleractinia; Poritidae. The record is from the annotation of a GenBank genome assembly.